This is a messenger RNA of Solenopsis invicta (red fire ant), 1265 nucleotides long. Its product is annotated as ejaculatory bulb-specific protein 3. The coding region runs from base 28 to 372 and encodes 114 amino acids. The record is from RefSeq and is a predicted model, not a curated record. NCBI's taxonomy places the organism in Eukaryota, Metazoa, Arthropoda, Insecta, Hymenoptera, Formicidae. The transcript has 2 exons.
GUGUCUAAGUAUCGUCACUGUGAAACUAUGACUCGAUUGAAUAGUAUCGCAUUGAUCAUUGUUGCAAUGAACGUACUGAUGUGCGUUCUUGGAGAAGAGUUAGAACUCUACCCUCCUGAACUUGAUGAGCUCGAUGUUCCACAACUUCUGGCAGAUGACGCUUGGCGAGGAAACAUCGAAGAUUGCUAUUUUAAAAGAGCACCGUGUACAGAAGAACAGAAGUAUUUAGAAGAUAAAUUUAGAUAUGCUCUAAAUACUAACUGCAAAAGAUGUACUGAAACACGAAAAAAAUGUAUGAAGACAGUUACUGAGUGGUACGAAAAGAACCAACCGGAUACUUGGAAAUUAGUACUUGAAAAUGUCGACUCAUGAAGGAAAGGAAUGCUAAUCAAUGACUACUGGCAACAAAAAUGUAUAAUCCAUCUUUCGACGUAUGCCAUAUCCAGACAUUUCCGAUUAAUUUCAUUACAUAAAAACUUAUAAUAGGGUUUAUAAUUUGAUAAAUAGCAUUGGUAAACGGUAGUAUAUGGGAGAGGAAAAUAACAAACGGUGGUACCUAAUGAUUUAAAAGAAAUAUUUUGUACAAAUCAAUUUAACUGUUAUGCAAUAUAAAGUUAUUUUAUUAUAGUUAUGUAAUAUAAAUAUUACCGUAACAAAAGAAUAUUAAAAAAAUAUAUAUUACACUGCAAUAAAUUGUAACUUGGAAAUGCACUUUUCUUAAACACACUGUAAAGAACACGUAUUGCAUAAUACACUGUAAAGAACACGUAUUGCAUAAUUAAUUAUAAAAUUGUGCACAUUAGUAAUAAACUGGUGUUGUUAAGAAUUGCGUCGCAUUAAUAUUUAUCAAGUUAUUUUCAAAAAGCGAAAUAUGAAUUUUCUUUUUCUUCCUUCAUCUAUUAUUAUGCGAUUGUAUAGAUUAGUGCAAGUUUAGGUACAAAAUAGUUUAUACGAUAUUUUUUAAUUCACAUAUAUUUUUUAACAAAUGAUUUUAAUGUGUUUUUAAUGUAAAUUAUAAGUCCGGAUACUUUCUUUUAUUACAUCUAUUUGACGUUCAUCGAAUAUCCUACGGACACAUUAGGACCCAUCAAAUUUCAUAAAUAGAUUUAUCAUGGAUGUCCAGUAAAUAAGUGUCUAUUAAAUAUCACAAGACAUAAAACGGAUGAUUUAUAGAUAUUUUCAAUAUUCUUAUAAGAUAUUUUAUAGAUCAUGAAUGUUCUUCGGUUAUCCUUGUGCUGUCUGUGGUAAUAAAUAAGCGUAUUUAA